Molecule: messenger RNA, 1460 nt
Organism: Gadus chalcogrammus (walleye pollock)
Lineage: Eukaryota; Metazoa; Chordata; Actinopteri; Gadiformes; Gadidae
Gene: map3k10
Product: mitogen-activated protein kinase kinase kinase 10
Exons: 3
Coding region: 78-1460 (460 amino acids)
Biological process (GO): protein phosphorylation; positive regulation of apoptotic process
Molecular function (GO): ATP binding; JUN kinase kinase kinase activity; protein binding
Source: RefSeq, a predicted model, not a curated record
GCUCCCCCCCGCCCCUCUGCCUCGCCUCCCCCGGGCCCCCGUCCAACCCGUGGUCCUCCCCCACGCCGCCGCCCCUGAUGCGGCCCGGCCCCGCCCCGCAGCAGGGGGUGAACGGCGGCAGCUGGAGCUCCACCUCGGCCGGCUCCUCCUCCUCCCCCCCCCCGCCCUGCCCCGGGGGCGGGGGUCCGCAGCCCAACCCCUACUGGACGGCCGUGUUCGACUACGAGGCGGCGGCGGACGAGGAGCUGACGCUGCGGCGCGGCGAGCCGCUGGAGGUGCUCUCCAAGGACUCCAAGGUGUCCGGCGACGAGGGCUGGUGGACGGGCAAGAUCCGGGACAAGGUGGGCAUCUUCCCCAGCAACUACGUCACGCGGCGGGACCCCCAGCUCGCCCCGGGGGGGGGGCUGGUGCCGGGCGCGGUGGGGGCCGGGGACCGCCCCUCGGAGAUCGACUUCUCGGAGCUGGUGCUGGAGGAGGUGAUCGGCGCGGGGGGCUUCGGGAAGGUGUACAAGGGGGUGUGGCGGGGGGAGGAGGUGGCGGUGAAGGCCGCGCGGCAGGACCCCGACGAGGACAUCAGCGUCACGGCCGAGAGCGUGCGGCAGGAGGCCCGGCUCUUCUGGAUGCUGCGCCACCCCAACAUCAUCUCGCUGCGCGGCGUGUGCCUGAAGGAGCCCAACCUCUGCCUGGUGAUGGAGUACGCCCGGGGCGGCGGGCUGAACCGCGCGCUGGCCGGCAAGAGGGUGCCACCCCGCGUGCUGGUCAACUGGGCCGUGCAGAUCGCCACGGGGAUGAACUACCUGCACAACCAGACCAUCGUGCCCGUCAUCCACCGAGACCUCAAGUCCAGCAACGGUCAGAUCAACCCUGGGACUCAGCGUGGGGUGAGACUGGACGGGGUGAGACUGGACGGGGUGAGACUGGACGGGGUGAGACUGGACGGGGUGAGACUGUACCGGGUGAGACUGUACGGGGUGAGACUGUACCGGGUGAGACUGGACGGGGUGAGACUGUACGGGGUGAGACUGGACGGGGUGAGACUGGACGGGGUGAGACUGUACCGGGUGAGACUGGACGGGGUGAGACUGGACGGGGUGAGACUGUACCGGGUGAGACUGGACGGGGUGAGACUGUACCGGGUGAGACUGUACCAGGUGAGACUGUACGGGGUGAUGCUGCCUCAGUGUGGGGUGAGACUGUACGGGGUGAGACUGGACGGGGUGAGACUGGACGGGGUGAGACUGUACGGGGUGAGACUGUACCAGGUGAGACUGGACGGGGUGAGACUGUACCGGGUGAGACUGUACCGGGUGAGACUGGACGGGGUGAGACUGUACCGGGUGAGACUGGACGGGGUGAGACUGUACCGGGUGAGACUGUACGGGGUGAGACUGUACCGGGUGAGACUGUACCAGGUGAGACUGUACGGGGUGAUGCUGCCUCAGUGUGGGGUGAGACUGUGA